CCAGGUGGAAGGUGGCGCGUUCGAGCGUUCAUGGCAACGCCACGCUUCCGCCUUCUGGAAGCCUUGGCUCCAGCUCCGGCGCUGGAACGAUGCCUCUGGAAGUGGUGGUAGAACUACAGAUCCGGGCGAUUUCUUGUCCAGGGGUGUUCCUUCCUGACAAGCAAGAUGUGUACCUUGGGGUGUACCUCCUAAAUCAAUACCUGGAGACCGACUGCUUUCCCUCUGUGUUCCCUAUUAUGAUUCAGCAGAGCAUGAGGUUUGAAAAGGUAUUUGAAAAUGCCAUAGAUCCUGGCGCUGUAGCAGACAUUUUAGAAAGCUUCCUAACCAGGUUUGAAUUAAUACAACUAGUACCUCCAGUGUGGGAGGAGUUGGCCUGCUAUGAAGAAAACACACGGGAUUUUCUUUUCCCUGAACCCAAGCUGACACCUUCGCUCCCUGGGAUGUGCAGGGAGGUGCUCAUGAAGACGAUUGCAGGGUUUCCAGAAGAAAGAUAUAAUAAGUCAAGAAGGCCUUUAUCUGCAACAGAUGGACCCAAGCUCCCCAUAAAUAAUAUGAAGAUGACGCCAAAGGAGAGUAAUCUCAACAGACUGCCCCAAAGCAUGCAGUCCCGUGCUCCCUCUCCCAUUUCCCCCUGGCGCUGCUUUCACGACCAGCCAGCUCAGCUGAACCUUGGAAAUAACAUCAGAAUCUCCGGGGGAAGCAAACCUCCAUUUGUAGUUAGACACGUGGACAGUGCAAAGCCUUUUGGUGAGAAUAUUUCAGAGUAUCAGUCCCGGAAGUCGAGAAGAAAACUUAAGUUUUCAAACUUGCCUUUUCCGGGGAGAAGAGCUUCUUCUCUUGACAGCCUUGCCGCUAACGUAAAGGUCAUCAAAGAGCCAGAUGAACGGAUUGUUUUAAGGAAAGAAUCAUCAUCACCUUUAGAUUCCAGUAAGUUCGGAAAACCCUCGCCCAUUUACAGUAACCAAGGGGAUGCCGAUUUCCAUGGGGAAGCUUCGUAUGCUGCCUCCCAGCAUUCCAGAUCUCCCAGCCCUCUUCUGGAUCAGCCCCUUCUCUGCGACGAAAGGUUCCGCAUAUAA
Leptonychotes weddellii (Weddell seal) is the source of this 1076-nucleotide messenger RNA. The record is from RefSeq and is a predicted model, not a curated record. Lineage: Eukaryota; Metazoa; Chordata; Mammalia; Carnivora; Phocidae.